Aspergillus campestris IBT 28561 is the source of this 1573-nucleotide messenger RNA. RefSeq names its product gamma-tubulin mipA. The record is from RefSeq and is a predicted model, not a curated record. Gene Ontology annotation, cellular component: microtubule; centrosome; nucleus. Bases 6 to 1370 code for a protein of 454 amino acids. Gene Ontology annotation, biological process: mitotic spindle organization; mitotic cell cycle; meiotic spindle organization. Lineage: Eukaryota; Fungi; Ascomycota; Eurotiomycetes; Eurotiales; Aspergillaceae. Gene Ontology annotation, molecular function: GTP binding; structural constituent of cytoskeleton. The transcript is spliced from 8 exons.
CAAAGAUGCCCAGGGAAAUAAUCACCAUCCAGGCCGGCCAGUGCGGCAACAACGUCGGUGGGCAGUUUUGGCAACAGCUUUGCCAGGAGCAUGGUAUCAACCAAGAUGGAAACCUAGAGGAGUUCGCGACCGAAGGCGGCGAUCGCAAGGACGUGUUCUUCUACCAGAGCGAUGAUACGCGAUACAUUCCCCGAGCGAUCCUACUUGAUUUAGAACCUAGGGUUCUCAACUCCAUCCAAACCGGACCCUACAAGAACAUCUACAACCCCGAGAAUUUCUUUAUUGGGACACAUGGCAGUGGUGCAGGGAACAACUGGGGCGCCGGCUACGCUGCGGGUGAGCAUGUGCAGGAGGAAAUCUUUGACAUGAUUGAUCGGGAAGCGGACGGCAGUGACUCGCUAGAGGGGUUUAUGUUCUUGCAUUCAAUCGCAGGCGGUACUGGCUCCGGUCUGGGGAGUUUCAUUCUGGAGCGCAUGAACGAUCGAUUCCCCAAGAAGUUGAUACAGACAUACUCCGUGUUUCCGGACGCGCAGUCAGCAGACGUGGUGGUCAACCCGUACAACAGCAUACUCACUAUGAGGCGGUUGACGCAGAAUGCCGACUCGGUGGUUGUGUUGGACAAUGGCGCUUUGUCGCGCAUCGUCGCCGACCGACUCCACGUGCAGGAACCGUCGUUCCAGCAGACUAACCAACUCGUCUCUACUGUCAUGUCCGCUUCGACCACCACACUCCGUUACCCCGGAUACAUGCACAACGACCUCGUCGGGAUCAUCGCCUCUUUGAUCCCCACGCCACGCAGCCACUUCCUCCUCACAUCGUACACCCCCUUCACAGGCGACAACAUCGACCAGGCCAAGACAGUGCGCAAGACGACCGUCCUAGACGUGAUGCGUCGACUGUUGCAGCCCAAGAACCGCAUGGUCUCGAUCAACCCCAGCAAAUCCAGCUGCUACAUCAGCAUCCUCAACAUCAUCCAGGGCGAAGCCGACCCGACAGACGUUCACAAGUCCCUGCUCCGUAUCCGCGAGCGACGCCUCGCAUCGUUUAUCCCAUGGGGCCCGGCCAGUAUCCAAGUUGCCCUGACGCGGAAGUCGCCCUACAUCCAGAACACGAACCGCGUGAGCGGCCUGAUGCUCGCGAACCACACAUCCGUCGCGACACUGUUCAAGCGGAUCGUGCAACAGUACGACCGACUGCGAAAGCGCAACGCCUUCCUGGAACAGUACAAGAAGGAAAGCCCCUUCUCCGACGGUCUCGGCGAGUUCGAUGAAGCGCGAGCAGUAGUAAUGGAUCUGAUCGGGGAGUACGAAGCGGCCGAGAAGGAGACGUAUCUGGAUCCGGAUGCUGGCAAGGAAGAGAUGGCCAUGUAGAUUCCCCUUUUUCCCUUUUUCUAUGAUGAUUUCCUAUAGUCCUGUUUUCUUUGCUACCGCUGGUCAGUGAUUUGGUUGUCGAGCUAAACAGGAGUGUUUUUUUUCCGACUGGCACAGGCGUUUUUCACCUGUUAACAUCAUUUAUCUCUUUAUCGCAGUAUGUACGGCGCAGAAUCAAUUAGGUAAAAUGAAAUGAAGAUAUG